Messenger RNA from Hippopotamus amphibius kiboko, 1627 nucleotides. It is a transcript of the gene AKAP5, whose product is annotated as A-kinase anchoring protein 5. Gene Ontology annotation, biological process: positive regulation of adenylate cyclase activity. Bases 359 to 1627 code for a protein of 422 amino acids. The transcript has 2 exons. Gene Ontology annotation, cellular component: dendritic spine; postsynaptic density; plasma membrane. The record is from RefSeq and is a predicted model, not a curated record. NCBI's taxonomy places the organism in Eukaryota, Metazoa, Chordata, Mammalia, Artiodactyla, Hippopotamidae. Gene Ontology annotation, molecular function: molecular adaptor activity; calmodulin binding; adenylate cyclase binding.
CGUGGCUUCCCGCUUGCCCCGGCGCCCGGCCCUGCCGGCGCCCCCCGCGACUUCGGCGGCAGCGUUGCCCAGGGACCCCGGCGCCCGCGGUCGAUCCUUAAAUAAAACAAAAAUCUAUCCAGUAAAAGGGCUUUCAUGAAGAAAUUAAAGAGAGAAAUUACAAGUAAUAGAGAAACUAGGCAUUUGUAUAACUGGAGAAACCACCUAAAACAACUGUACGGAGUAAGACAAAAGGAGUGAUUACAUCUGGAAGAAAUUUGACUUAGUGUGAUAUUUUUGCCCACUUUUUUUUGUCAUAAAAGGCUGCUAAGGAAGAGAGCACAUAGUUUUCUAGAGAAGGAAAGAGUGUAAUGUAAAAAUGGAGAUCACAGUUUCUGAAAUACAAGUAGAGAGCAAGGAAGAGAAGAGAUCAGCAGAAGUUAGUCCUCAGGAUGAGAGGCAGGAGGAAAACGCAUCAAUGCUUUGCUUCAAGAGAAGAAAGAAAGCAGCCAAAGCAAUGCAGCCCAAAGCUGGCUCUGAAGCUGCUGAUGCAGCAGGGAAGUGUCCCCCAGAAGCAGGAGCUUCUGAUCAGCCACAGCCCCCCGGGGGGGCCUGGGCCUCCAUCAAACGCCUUGUAACACGCAGCAAAAGGUCAGAUUCUUCAAAGCAGCAAAAGCCCUUUGAGGCUAAAGUGCAACCUGAAGUCAAUGCUGAGGAUGCUAAUAUUUCUAAGAAAAAGGCAAAAUCCAGACUCAAGAUUCCCUGCAUAAAAUUCUCCAAAGGGGAGAAAAGAAGUAAUCAUUCCAAAAUUAUAGAAGACUCAGACUGCAGUAUCAAAGCCCAACGAGAGGCUGAAAGUUUUGAUACAAAAACUCUGACUCAAUCAGAUGACCAGGCAACAAAGACCAAGUCAACUCAGGAUGUAAGGGAGGCUGUCUCACAGAAAGAAGGUGAUGAGGUCUGUGACAACAGCAUAACCUCUGGAGAGAAAGUGAUUUCAGUAGCACUUGAGUUAGAAACGGGACAUUCUGCUAUUCAGACAGGAACUCUAAUCCUUGAAGAAGAUAUUGAAACACUUGAGGAAAAAGAAAGCGUUCAACCUCAGCAAGUAAGCCCACUGGAAACUUCAGACACAGAACAUCAGCUCCCACUGGUUCCUGAUGCUCCUCCCUCACCUGCAGUCCCAGAUCAACAAAUUCUGGAAGAAGCCAGAAACAGUGUCCUAGAAAGUGGACUAGAUUGGAAAGACCAUGAAAGUAGAGAGAUUGUUGCUGAGGAGAGUAAACCAAAAGAUACUGAAUUGAGCCAGGAAUCAGAUUUUCAAGAAAAUGAGAUCACUGCAGAAAAAUCCAAACCAGAAGAAAGCAGAAGAAUGGAGCCAAUUGCUAUUAUCAUCACAGACACUGAAAUCAGUGAAUUUGAUGUUAAGAAAUCUAAAAACGUCCCUAAGCAAUUCUUAAUUUCAAUUGAAAAUGAGCAAGUUUUUGCUACUGAUAGUGGUUUUGAGAGUAGAACUUCAGAACAAUAUGAAACACUCUUAAUAGAAACAGCUUCUUCUCUUGUCAAGAAUGCUAUCCAAUUGUCUAUAGAACAGCUGGUUAAUGAAAUGGCCUCUGAUGAUAAUACAAUAAACAAUCUUCUACAGUGA